AUGCCCGCGGACAGCUCUGUGAAGAACUGUGAAGAACUGCGAAGACCUGUAGCAGAGCCAGCCUGUGCCAUGGUCCUGUGGCAGCCUUUCCGACGCAUGCGGUUCCUUCGCCGCUGCGCCAUGGCCCUGGCGCUGGCCAGCUGCGCCAUGCUGAUCGGCUUCCAGAUGAAGUUGAUGACCUCCUCGAGCGCCUGGCGGCCGCCCUGGAGGCAGGGGCGACUGAGGGCCGCCGAGGUCAGCGGCCAAGAGGGCCACGGAGACGAGCACGACGGGCGUGAGAGCCGGACGGAGCGGGACCGCAGGAUCAUGGAGCGCCAGAUUUUCAGGGACAACGAGCAAGCCGACCACCGACACGACGACCCGGCCCCGUCGUGGUCGCGCAGCAAGUUGCCCUGGUUCUUCACCAACGGCACCGAAUGGCCUCGUCCGUCGAGCAGGCUGUCGAGGCUCCCGAACGUGUGGCCCGACCCGCAGUCGCCGCACGACGACCGCAUCGUGUCGCAGCUCAUGUACCUGCCGCCCGGUUACAAGGGCCAGCCCAAGAGCAUCAAUACCACUUAUGAUACGAAUGACCUCAGGUUGCGUGAUGCAUCGAACGUCGUGCUGCCGAGCUAG
This is a messenger RNA of Dermacentor andersoni, 615 nucleotides long. NCBI's taxonomy places the organism in Eukaryota, Metazoa, Arthropoda, Arachnida, Ixodida, Ixodidae. The record is from RefSeq and is a predicted model, not a curated record.